AUGCCAGUUACUCCAAAUAUACAAUGCGAAAAUAUCUAUCCAAUUAUAUUUUAUCGUAUAGAAAAAUGUGUAAUUGAAUAUCCUUUCGAAGAAAUACAAUAUUCAAUAAUUACAGUGCUAACAGCGCUUGCACCUAUUGCUCCAUUACGUAAUUUCCUUAGUCCUGGCCUAUUUGAUUCAGUUUUAGCUAUAUUUAUGAACAGAGAUGAAACAUUUGAGAUUUCUGUUCAGUUUCUCGAUAGAAUGUUUCAUAGAAGUGAUUCUGAAGAACUGUUGGAUAAUGUAAUCAUGAAUUUAAUUAUUUUACUUGCAAAUUAUUCUCCACCGAAAAAAUCUCUUUGGCAUUUUCUUUGUUUCUUUCUAAAACGAUUCUCCUAUCUCAUAGCUCCAAUGUGUGACUUCGAUAGUCUUGAAGAGAACGGUCUGAUGCCAAUUUUUACUCGAUCAUUAAUAUGGACAAUCAGAUUAGUUGUUCAAAACCCUCCAGAACAACAUUCAACAGAUUUCUGGGAGUUCUGCUGUGAUACGUUGCAGAGAUACAAAGCUGCAGAAAAAGGAGAUAACUUCAGAAGACUGUAUGACCACAUUUGGAAUGAAAUGAGACUUUCUAUUUUAUAUAGUUUUCAUUCUGCUGUUGUUGACUUCAAAAUUGAAAAAAUUGUUGUUGAAACACUUAAUCUUUUGAUGGAUUUGGGUGAAGAGGACGUGUUUACGACAAUUCAAAUGAUUCCUGAUGUAACAAGUAUUGUUUCUGUUGGAAUUUGUUGUGAAAAUGAUAAUUAUGCAAAGAAAUUUGCAAAAUUCGCUGAAGAAAAUCAAAUUCAGCCAAUAAAAUUGACAAUUGUAGACCAAAUAUAA
Messenger RNA from Trichomonas vaginalis G3, 858 nucleotides. RefSeq lists its product as uncharacterized. The record is from RefSeq and is a predicted model, not a curated record. Bases 1 to 858 code for a protein of 285 amino acids. Lineage: Eukaryota; Parabasalia; Trichomonadida; Trichomonadidae. The transcript has a single exon.